Bemisia tabaci is the source of this 4509-nucleotide messenger RNA. RefSeq names its product Myosin heavy chain 95F jaguar (gene jar). Gene Ontology annotation, biological process: actin filament-based movement; actin filament organization. Gene Ontology annotation, molecular function: microfilament motor activity; actin filament binding; ATP binding. Lineage: Eukaryota; Metazoa; Arthropoda; Insecta; Hemiptera; Aleyrodidae. The record is from RefSeq and is a predicted model, not a curated record. Gene Ontology annotation, cellular component: plasma membrane; cytoplasm; actin cytoskeleton.
GCUCCCAGUGCGCGUAACGUGGUCGCGGCGCGGGGUUUUCGAUCAGCCGCAGCCAGGUUCGUGUUCCGCUCGCCAGAAACCCGGGCAGCAGGAAUAUCGCUUAAAAAUCUCUCUCUUGUGUAGUCAGUUCUGCGUUUUUAACGUUUCAAGUUUUCCACACGAAAAUCUACAUUGUGUGUCACCGAGCAGAAUGCCGUGACAAGUGUUUUCAGUGUUGUUUGAGGAGGCGCAGUGGUUUACGAAGCGCCGGCGUAUCGUCGAACCUACAGGGUCUCGUGUUCGUUACCCGCUGAUGUGACAGGGAGAACGAGCCUUGCAUCAUGGAGCAAAAAGUCUGGGUGUCCGAUCAAGCGGAGGGUUUCAUCUUGGGGAAAAUUAUCGACAUCGGCCUCGAUGAAGUCACAGUCCAGCCUUUUGAUUCAAGAAAACCCAAGACCACAUGUAGUCUGGAUCGUGUCUACACUGCUGAGGAACAUGAAGAUAGAGAUGUUAAUGAUAAUUGUGCUCUAAUGCAUUUGAAUGAAGCAACAUUGUUAAAUAAUAUACGAUUGCGAUACAUGAAAGAUAAAAUUUAUACUUAUGUUGCAAAUAUUUUGAUCGCUGUCAAUCCUUAUUUUGAAAUCAAGGACCUUUAUACCUCAAAAACAAUCAAACAGUAUCAAGGGAAGUCCCUUGGAGUGCUUCCCCCUCAUGUCUUUGCAAUCGCCGACAAAGCUUUUAGGGACAUGAAAGUCUUGAAACAGUCCCAAUCGAUCAUUGUCUCUGGAGAGUCAGGUGCUGGCAAAACUGAGUCUACAAAAUACUUGCUACGCUACCUAUGUGACUUAUGGGGUUCGUCUGCUGGUCCAAUUGAGCAGAAAAUUUUGGAUGCAAAUCCUGUUUUGGAAGCUUUUGGCAAUGCUAAAACAACCCGUAACAAUAACUCCUCACGAUUCGGCAAAUUCAUGGAAGUUCACUUUGAUGGAAAAUGUGCUGUUGUUGGGGGUCAUAUCUCUCACUAUUUGUUAGAAAAAUCUCGGCUAGUGACUCAAAGUCCUGCUGAGAGAAACUAUCAUAUUUUUUAUUUGUUGUGUGCUGGAGCACCCAGCAAUCUACGAGCCAAGCUCAACCUUACAAAACCAGACGAUUACUAUUAUCUGAAAAAUGGGUGCACGCAAUACUUUACCGACUCGAAAACUGAGAAAACGUUGAAUAGUAAUCAGAAAAGUUCCUCACAUUGCAGCAAAGGUCCUUUGAAGGAUCCCAUGUUAGAUGACGUCAAGGAUUUCAUCAAUAUGGAUCAGGCCCUCAAUAGGCUUGGUUUAGAUGAAGCAUCACGCAAUGAAAUCUACACUGUGGUAGCAGCUGUAUUGCACUUGGGUAAUGUGGCUUUUGAAGAAAACCUCGAGGGGAGCAAAGGAGGCUCCCAGGUCUGCGCUCAUUCCGAGGCAGCCUUGUCUGCUGCUGCUAAACUUUUGGCUGUUGAUCCUGAAGAAUUAAGACAGGCUCUUGUGACCAAAGUCAUGAUGACAAAUCGAGGUGGACUGAAAGGCACCGUAAUUCUAGUUCCUCUUAAAGUGUACGAAGCCAAUAAUGCCAGGGAUGCCUUGGCAAAGGCUAUUUACAGCAAAUUAUUUGAUAAUAUUGUACUGCGUAUUAAUAAGAGCAUUCCAUUUAAGGCAUCAAGUUAUUACAUCGGUGUCCUUGAUAUUGCUGGUUUUGAAUAUUUUACAGUAAAUAGUUUUGAACAGUUUUGCAUUAAUUACUGUAAUGAAAAACUGCAGCAAUUUUUCAACGAGAGAAUUCUGAAGGAUGAACAAAAUUUGUAUGAACGGGAAGGACUCCAAGUGAAGAAAAUUGCAUUUGUUGAUAAUCAGGAUUGCAUAGAUUUAAUUGAAGCAAAGGGAGUUGGCAUUUUUAGUUUAUUAGACGAAGAAUCAAAACUACCGAAGCAAAGUCCGGAACAUUUCACUGGUGAGGUGCAUCAGCAAUGGAAAAAUCAUUUCCGGCUGGCCCUUCCACGUACGUCUCGCCUGAAAGCUCAUCGAGAAAUCAGAGAUACCGAAGGCUUUCUAAUCAGGCAUUUUGCAGGAGCUGUUUGUUACCAUACUGAUCAGUUUCUGGAGAAAAAUAAUGAUGCACUCCACGCAAGUUUAGAGGCUUUGAUUCAAGAAAGCAACAAUAAGUUUCUUCAGAGCCUAUUCAGUGGCAAUGAUUCUAGUGCCAGUUUGAAUAAAGGAAAACUAGCUUUCAUCAGUGUUGGCUCGAAAUUUAAGACACAAUUAGGAGAACUCAUGGAUAAAUUGAAAAGCACGGGUACAAGUUUUGUCAGGUGUAUAAAACCUAAUCAACGAAUGGUGGAUCAUGAGUUUGAAGGAGGAUCUAUUUUAUCGCAACUCCAAUGUAGCGGAAUGACGAGUGUCCUGGAAUUGAUGCAGCAAGGUUUUCCCUCUCGAGCCCACUUCAAUGAGUUGUAUAAUAUGUACCAGAAAUUCCUUCCAAAGCAGUUGAAAAAUUUGGAUCCUAGGUUAUUCUGUAAGGCUCUUUUCCGAGCUCUAGGCAUGAGCGAAACAGACUACCGAUUUGGUGUCUCCAAAGUUUUCUUCAGGCCCGGGAAAUUUGCUGAGUUCGAUGCAAUCAUGCGAUCAGACCCAGAAAAUCUAGCUGCUAUGGUUGAGAAAGUGAAGAAAUGGCUGUUGGCAUCUCGGUGGAAGAAGGCCCAGUGGUGUGCUUUGUCCGUCAUUAAAUUGAAAAACAAAAUUCUGUAUCGUCAAAGUUGUCAUAUUACCAUACAGAAGAACAUUCGAAUGUAUUUAGCAAAGAAAAGGCAUCGGCCUCGUUAUAGAGGUAUAAUGAAAAUUAAUAGCUUACAGUCAAUGCUUGGAAGAAUGGAAGCUCUUGUUCAACAAUUGAAAAAGGAUGAUGGAAGUAUGAAAGAAGUUAAAAACUUACAAAUGGAUAUGAGAAAUGCUGUGAAUAAAAUUAAGACCAAUCCUGGGAUCAAACCUGAAGAAAUUGCUGCCUUGCACACAAAUUUGAUGAAUAAAUCGAACAGUCUAAUGGGACAGUUGCAAAACAAACUUACUGCACAAAAAAGCGCUGAUGAACAACAGCGGUUGCGGAAGAUUCAACAGGAAAUGGACAUGGAGAAAAGAAGGAAUGAGGAGGAAGAGAAAAGAAAGGUAGAAGAAGAAGCUAGCAAAAAAAUGAAAAUAGAAAUGGAGCAUAGGAGGAAGGUAGAGGAAGAGGAGCAAAGAAGAAUGGAUGAUCUAGACGAAAAAACUGUAGUUGCUAUCCAGGCUGAACUGGAGAAAGAUGCAGCUCGUAGGCGAGAACAAAUAGAGCAAGAGCGCCGAGAUCAUGAAUUAGCCUUACGAUUAGCAGCAGAAAGCAAUGGUAUUAUAGAUGACAUAUCUCCACCACAAGCAAGGUUACUAGAUGGCCGAAUCUCAAAUUCAGCUUCAUUAAAUCAGCUCAACAGAGCUGAUGCUUUGAGGUCUCAAUUGAAUAGUAAUUCCAAGUAUGAUUUAUCAAAGUGGAAGUACUCUGAGCUACGUGAUACUAUAAAUACAUCUUGUGAUAUCGAACUAUUGGAGGCUUGCCGAAUCGAAUUUCACCGCCGGUUAAAAGUGUACCAUGCAUGGAAAGCCAAGAAUCGAAGGCGCACAACAAUGGAUGAAAAUGAACGUGCUCCCAGAUCAGUAAUGGAUGCAGCAAGCAAAGUGCCCCGAACUCAAGCGAAAGCUAUUACCACUCAAAGUUCGCAGCGCUACUUCCGCAUUCCAUUUAUUCGACCAGCCAACCAAAAUAACGGUGCAGUUCUCGAUAGUAAUAAGAGAGGGUGGUGGUAUGCACAUUUUGAUGGUCAGUACGUUGCACGUCAGAUGGAGUUGCAUCCGGACAAACCUCCAAUUCUUCUCAUUGCAGGUAUGGAUGACAUGCAGAUGUGUGAGCUCAGCCUAGAAGAGACCGGAUUAACGAGGAAAAGAGGAGCUGAAAUCUUAGAAAAUGAAUUCAAUAAGGAGUGGGAACGGCAUGGAGGCAAGCCAUACAUUCGACCUGCAGAUCGCACAAAAAAAAUAUAAUCAAACGUAAGAGGAGCACUGUUCUAUGUUGAUAAAGCCGGUAUUUUUUGGAUACUUUAAAAGAAUCCAUUUUUUGUACAGGAAACCACAGUUUAGUCUUUUAAAAUGUAAAGGUUAAUUAUGACUGGCUGUCAACUUUCAACCGGAUGCAUGAUUAAUUUAUGACUUGUGGUUAACUAUUCUGCCUACCUGGUUGACUCUAAAGGAAAUCUAUCUUUAAAAGAUGCCGUUUUAAAGUUAUGCACUCGACUUCUCACAGAUUCUAGCACUUCUUCUCACCUAUUAUACUCUUUAACAGUCAUGGAGCAUUUAAAAAAGAGCUGUCCGCAUUAUAUCAUUGUGAUUAUUAUCAUUAAAGGGGAUUUGGAAACCUCAGUGGAGGCAGUUUUUCAUGAUUUCUAUUUUUAAAUGAAUCAUAAAUGUAGCACUUAUAACAUUACGAGUA